CAAGCAGGCUUAGAAAGCCUUAAUCAGUGACGUGUGCUUGAGAACCCGUAGUUGCAUGAUGCGACUCUUGCUCCUCGUGCUUUUUCUUUCUUCAGCCACCUGCAGCCGGAUGGGGCACCUGGAGCUGACGCUUCCUGGAAAGGGACAGAAAUGCACCAGAGAGCCACGUCGGGUACGCCUGCAUUCCUUCUGAACUCGCCGCCUGCUUGUGUGGGAAGAAGGAUUCGAUGCAGCAACAGGGUUGCUGUGCCGAGGGCUUGGUUUGUGACAAGGAUUCAUGGACGUGUGAGAUAGCCCUUGGGGAGCCAUGCCAGCGGAAGGAGAUCAAGAGGUUCUUCAAGAAGAACAUCAAGCCGGAUAAGUGCGGGGACAACUAUCGCGGACGCUGGAUCACCUGCGGGCAUCCAGACCCUCAUGGUGUGUCCCAUUGCUGCGUGAAGAGCUGGGUGCUGCAGGAGAAGGGGACCUAUUACAGGAAGGCAAAAGGCACGGAAUUUUACGAAAGCGCUGUUUCUUUUAGUCCUGUGGGAUUCCACAGGGGAAAUGCUCACCUUCCACUUGAGCUCAAUUCCUCUCGGACAUGCUGCAGUGAUUUCGCCUACAUCUACCCAGAUGGAUACGUGGCUUGCGCCGAUGACACCUAUGAGAACAAGAAGAUCGCACAAAAAUACGAACUCAAGGUCUUGACGACCUAGCUGCAGCAUGGCUGAUGUGCUGAAAGCGGAAAAAAGCCGCUGAGCGGACAUGAAGGGGAGACCCGGUCUUGGAGACCUGAUCCAAUCAUUUCAGCACACAUUCGUUCGCUCCCUCCGUACGUGCCGA
Molecule: messenger RNA, 822 nt
Organism: Durusdinium trenchii
Lineage: Eukaryota; Dinophyceae; Suessiales; Symbiodiniaceae
Source: the annotation of a GenBank genome assembly